Messenger RNA from Oncorhynchus nerka (sockeye salmon), 3218 nucleotides. RefSeq names its product zinc finger protein 883-like. Bases 36 to 2087 code for a protein of 683 amino acids. Lineage: Eukaryota; Metazoa; Chordata; Actinopteri; Salmoniformes; Salmonidae. The transcript has 3 exons. The record is from RefSeq and is a predicted model, not a curated record.
UUUCUUAUUACCAUACCGGAAAUGACGCCAUCGACAUGCUCCCCGAGGUCAAAAGGUUCUCUAAAGUCCUGCCAUUGACUGCAUUGUCGUUGUUGCCACACGAGCAGGACAAUAUGAAUCCACUCAGUUCAGAGAAGGAAACAUUGAUGGAUGAAAUCGAAAAGAGUUUAUGGAAUUUAACUGUGGACAAUUUACGCUACAUGUGUGAACGUUGUGGAAUGGAUGGCCCUGAAAUUAAAGGGAUGAAUCAUCGCUUAUUAAGGCGUAAAGUCAUGGAGGAAAUGUGGGACAAGACGGAGUCAAUGAAAUCAGAGGAGCAGGGAAUGUCUUGGUUAGUUCAACUGAAAGAGGACAUCAGGAGGACACAGGAGGAGGGUAGCAGUACACUCAUGAGUCCCGGCCAAUCAGAUGAUGUAGACCGCAAUGAAGAACACAACAAGGGGGACGGGGAUUGGUUGCCUAGCAACGGACUGAUAGCGGAACCCUUGCAUCCCAGCCAAUGUGAUGAUGAUGCUGUCGACUGCGAUGAAGAAUGGAAUGAAAAGGGAGGAGCUGGGUUGCUUAGCAAUGGACUGGAGGCGGAGUCAGCUCCAGAGAGCCACAGUUACGACAAGCCUCUACCACCCCCCUCCCCUCUCCCAGAGUCUCCGGGUCAUGCCUCUCCCAGCAGGGCAGUAUUGUGCGGUCUGAAGAGGGUGUCUGUACGGCUCAACGACUGCAGGAAGACACCAGGGCAGAGUAGCCAUAUAAUACACAAGAUAACACAGACGGGAGAGAAACCCCACAGCUGGUCUAAUGCUGAACAACACAAAACCCUCUCAGGAGACAGGCCUGGCUCCCAUAUCUGUGAUCACUGUGGGAAGAAUUUUGUCACAGCUACCAAUCUGAAAACACAUUUACUGUGUCUGUCUGGAGAGAAACCUUACAUGUGCUCUGAAUGCGGAAAGAGAUUCACGCAGGCCGGCAAUCUUAAGAGACACCAGAGAACUCAUACUGGGGAGAAGCCGUUUGUUUGUCCUCGUUGUGGGAAAGACUACAAUGAUUCUGGAAACUUAAAGAAACACAUGAGGUCCCAUGCUAUUAAACAACACACAGGGAACCCCAAAGUGAAACCCUACCUCUGCUCUGAUUGUGGGAAGCAAUUCAUUGGAAAACAAAGCCUUGAAUAUCACCGGGAGGUUUUUCACACAGAUCACCCUCACCGCUGUGGUCAAUGUAAGAAGAGCUUCAUAACUGCAGCAAGAUUGGAAUCGCACAUAAAAACAAGACACCCGCCAACUGAUCCUCUGAAGAAUCCACACGUGUGCUUGGAAUGUGGAAGGGGAUUCCCUGUGGCCGCCAGUCUUAAAAGACACCUGAGAAUUCAUUCUGAGGAGAAACCGUACUCCUGCCCUCAGUGUGGAAACAGUUACAGUGAUCGUGGAAAUUUAAAGAAACACAUCAGAACUCACACAGAAGAGAAACCCUACCACUGCUCGGUGUGCGGGAUGAAGUUCCGUCAUACAAAAACAUUACAACGACAUCACCAGGAGAACCACAAGGGGGAGACACUGGGUCCCAUCCACAGGCACCAAGAUCCUCUUCCAUGCCCCCACUGCGGGGAGGAGUUCUCAUCCAAGGCUCUUCUGAAGGAUCAUCUACGGACCCACCCUAGCAGGGUCCACUGUUCCCAGUGCGACAAGACCUUUUCCAAUAAAGGUAAUUUACUGGUUCAUCAGCGGAUACACACUGGAGAGAGGCCUUACCUUUGCCCUCAGUGUGGGAAGAGUUUCUCUCUGGCAGGGAGUUUAAAACUGCAUCUCCGGAUUCAUGCGGGUGAGAAACCUUACUGCUGUACUUACUGUGACAAGAGAUUCACAAGGAAGGGCCACUGCAAUAGCCACAUGCGAAUCCACACUGGAGAGAAACCGUACCAAUGCUCUGACUGCGGGAGGAGGUUUGCUGACGGUAACGUCCUGAAAAACCACCGGCGGACCCACACAGGAGAGAAACCGUUCCAGUGCCGCAUGUGUGAUAAAGCCUUCGCCCAGUUGACCAGUCUGAAGAAACAUCAGGAGACACACAGCCAUAAUCACACUGUAAGAUAAAGCCUUGGCCCAGUUGAGCAGUAUGAAGAAUUAUCCAGAGACACAAAUCCAGCCUGUCUCUGUCGGGAAUCGCUACGUACCACACAAUCAGUCCAUCCCUAAUACUUACCCACCCUGUCCCUUCGCUACGUACCACACAAUCAGUCCAUCCCUAAUACUUACCCACCCUGUCCCUUUGGCCCUCACCAUGUUGGCAGUUCUAGGGAGGGAUUUGGGACCAGGGGACUGAAGUUACCAAAGACAAACAGCUGUAAAUACAACUUUGUAUCGCAGACUUCCUCUCAUUAGGGGCCAUCGGAAGGCAUUGGAUCAGGUGUCUUCUUGAUCUCUGGUUUUAACCAUGACCAGUUCAUUUUAAAUGACAAAUGUGGGUAUCCUGUUAGCCUGACAUCCAGACCUGUUAGCCUGACAUCCAGACCUGUUAGCCCGACAUCCAGACCUGUUAGCCUGACAUCCAGACCUGUUAGCCUGACAUCCAGACCUGUUAGCCUGACAUCCAGACCUGUUAGCCCGACAUCCAGACCAGUUAGCCCGACAUCCAGACCUGUUAGCCCGACAUCCAGACCUGUUAGCCCGACAUCCAGACCUGUUAGCCCGACAUCCAGACCUGUUAGCCCGACAUCCAGACCUGUUAGCCCGACAUCCAGACCUGUUAGCCCGACAUCCAGACCUGUUAGCCUGACAUCCAGACCUGUUAGCCUGACAUCCAGACCUGUUAGCCCGACAUCCAGACCUGUUAGCCUGACAUCCAGACCUGUUAGCCUGACAUCCAGACCUGUUAGCCUGACAUCCAGACCUGUUAGCCUGACAUCCAGACCUGUUAGCUUGACAUCCAGACCUGUUUUGUGCUAACAUUCCAUCUCCAUGCCAUGUUUGGCAUAUUAUAAUUAGAAAAAUGGAUACUGUGUGGACUGUAAGCACAACUAGACUGCUACCCAGGCUAGUAUCUUGUAUGUACAAUAUUUUUUUUUUCUGCCUCAAACUGAAAUGAUUCUGCUCGGCUCCCCGUUCAAUGUUGAGUUCACAUUUUAGCCCGGGAGUUUUUGUAUUAACUGUUGAUGUUUAGAUAUGUUGUCCAUUUGAAUUUAUUGCUGAACCCCAACUAGAGUUAAAUAAAAAUGGUGACAGCAA